Anopheles marshallii is the source of this 1038-nucleotide messenger RNA. It is a transcript of the gene PIG-K, whose product is annotated as putative GPI-anchor transamidase. The transcript is spliced from 4 exons. Lineage: Eukaryota; Metazoa; Arthropoda; Insecta; Diptera; Culicidae. The coding region runs from base 1 to 1038 and encodes 345 amino acids. Gene Ontology annotation, biological process: proteolysis; attachment of GPI anchor to protein; protein localization to cell surface. Gene Ontology annotation, cellular component: GPI-anchor transamidase complex. Gene Ontology annotation, molecular function: GPI-anchor transamidase activity. The record is from RefSeq and is a predicted model, not a curated record.
AUGCCUUUUUUACGGGUUAUUUUAUUAAUGUGUGGCGUUGCACUCGCUUCUACAAAUGAAAUUGAGUUACCGGCAAAGUUCGUAACAAGCAGCUCGCACACGAACAAUUGGGCCGUGCUGGUGGACACGUCUCGGUUCUGGUUCAACUAUCGGCACAUCGCUAACGUCCUGUCCGUGUAUCGUUCGGUGAAACGAUUGGGCAUUCCAGACAGCCAGAUACUGCUCAUGGUAGCGGAUGAUAUGGCGUGCAACGCACGUAAUCCACGCCCUGCCACGGUUUUCAACAACGCGAAACAACACAUCAACGUGUACGGUUCGGAUGUUGAGGUCGACUACCGUGGGUACGAGGUGACGGUGGAAAAUUUUGUACGACUACUUACGGGUCGUAACGAAAAUGGAACCGCUCGCUCCAAGCGAUUGCUGUCGGAUUCGGGGAGUAACGUGCUGAUAUACUUAACCGGUCACGGUGGAGACGGAUUUCUCAAGUUUCAGGACUCGGAAGAGAUCACUAACCAAGAGCUGGCAGAUGCCAUUGAGCAGAUGUGGCAAAAGCAACGGUACAAUGAGCUGUUCUUCAUGAUCGACACAUGCCAAGCCGCCUCCAUGUAUGAAAAGUUUUACUCACCGAACAUACUUGCCGUAGCGAGCAGUUUAGUGGGCGAAGAUUCACUGUCCCACCAUAUCGAUCCUGCCAUUGGGGUGUACAUCAUCGACCGCUACACGUACAAUGCGCUUGAGUUUCUGGAGCGGGUCGAAUGGAACAGUAAAAAAACAAUGGGAGAUUUUCUUGCUGUUUGUCCCAAACGUGCGUGCAUUUCAACAGUAGGUGUCAGGAAGGAUCUUUAUCCGAAAGAUCCCUUCAAGGUUCCUAUAACGGAUUUCUUCGGCUCUAUCCGGCCAACCGAAAUAUCCUCCGAUGUAGUCAACGUGACGCUUUCAACCAUUCCAGUAGUAUUAUCAUCACCAAAGCCCAUCAGUAAGCCAAAUGCUCAACUGUUUUACGAACAGUUUCCUACCAAACUGUUCCCCCGGUCUUAG